Molecule: messenger RNA, 757 nt
Organism: Prorocentrum cordatum
Lineage: Eukaryota; Dinophyceae; Prorocentrales; Prorocentraceae
Source: the annotation of a GenBank genome assembly
GAGGACGUGGAGCCCGCGGCGAAGUCCCGGCGGCUGGAUGCUGGUGCUGCCGCUGCGAAGGCGGCGACCCCAGGCGGCGGUGGCGAGCUGCGGAGCGGCAUGGCGGUGGAGCUCGUCGGCUUCGCGUCCGCGGCCAUGAACGGCGCCAGAGGGAAGCUGGGGAAGUACUCCGAAGCGAAGGGGAUCUGGCAGGUGUUCCUGGAGGGGACGGAGACCGCCAAGGCCGUGAAGCCGAAGAACCUGAAACCGACGGGGGCGCCGGAGCCGGCCAAGAAGGCGGACGCGGCUCCAGCGCCCGCCAAGAAGGCGGAUGCGGCAAAGCAGCCGGCCAAGAAGGCGGACGCUGCGAGAGGCAAGGAUGCCCUGAAGAUGGGCGAGUUCCACGCAAUGCCGAAGCCAAAGUUUGUGAACUUCAAGACGGACUGGCGCCCGGACGACAACAUGCCGCAGGAUAACGACGCCAACGGAUGGCUGGAGGUCCUUCGUGAUGUCUACGUGAGGCAGCUGCGGGAAAUCAACCAGUACCCGGAGCCGCCCCCGUUUCACACCAUCUUCGAGCAGGUGGCGGACCCCACGGCCGCGGACACCAAGGCCGUGAGGCAAGCGCUGACCAUGCAGCUGCAGAUCCUCACCAGGGCCAGAUAUGGCGAGGGCUCGCAGCCCAAUGCGUGGGGCAAGGGCCACAAGGGAGGGCACGUGGCCCACGCCAGCCACGCCGCCAUGGGGAAGCCGUCCUACCCGUGGCAGCAGGCCAAGG